UGGUUAUAAAAUGUAAUUGUUUAUAAUUAUGUCUACUGAUAAUGAAAAGUGAUAAGAAUCUCAAUAACUUAGGUUUUAAAAAACAUAACUUCUAUCUGUCUAUCAUAUAUUAACUGUCUAUAAUAAAUAUCAUAUUAAAAUACGUUAAAAGAUUCAUUUUUAUUUCGUUGAAAUGGAAAUGAACGAAAGUAAUGUGGAUAAAAAAGAAAAGGAAACUAAUAAUUAUAUGGAAGAAGUUACUGAACAGGUUGAUAAAAAUGGAGUAAAAUAUAUUGUGUAUCAAGAAAAUCCUGUUGAUAUUGAUGCAGAUGCCGAAGAAUUAGAUUUAAACCACCAACAACUGGAUACAAUUGAAAACUUUGAACAUAUGCAAAAUCUCCGUUCUUUAUGCCUUCGUUGGAAUCGUAUUAAAACUAUUGAAAAUCUUCAAAUGCUUGUCAAUCUAAGUGAACUUGAUUUGUACGAUAAUCAAAUAAUUAAAAUUGAAAAUCUUUCCAGUCUCAUAAAUUUAAAAGUGCUUGAUCUAUCAUUCAACCGUAUAAAAGAAAUUGAGGGUCUUGAACAUUUGAUAAAUUUAGAGAAAUUGUAUUUGUCCAGUAACCGAAUAACUAAGAUUUCAAAUGUUAAUCAUUUGUCAAAUCUAAAGAUGCUAGAAUUAGGCGAUAAUAAAAUUAAGGUGAUUGAAAAUAUUGAAAACCUUACUGGCCUUACAGAAUUAUAUCUUGGAAAGAACAAAAUUGAUAAAAUUCAAAAUGUUGAUACAUUGUCAAAACUGAAAAUAUUGAGUCUACAAAAUAAUAAUUUGACUAAAAUUGAAAAUCUUAACAAAUUGACUGAACUUGAUGAGUUGUAUCUAUCUGAAAAUGGAAUCACUGUAAUUGAAAAUCUUGAAGGCAACAUAAAUCUUGGGACCAUUGAUUUAUCCAUGAAUAAAAUUUCAAAGCUUGAAAAUAUAGCAUACUUAAAAAAUUUAAAAGAACUUUGGAUAAAUGAUAAUCAAGUAAAUGAUUGGAAUGAUGUUACAAUUUUGGAACAGAUGAAACAAUUAGAAACAAUUUAUUUGGAACAUAAUCCUAUAAGCAAAGAUAGUGCAUAUAGAAGAAAAAUAAAACUAAUUAUUCCUUGGAUUAAACAGAUUGAUGCUGCAUUAGCUAAAUAAAUAAUUAAAAAUACCUACAAAUUCAUAUUAAUGUAACACAUUUUUUUAAAUAAGAUUA
Messenger RNA from Sipha flava (yellow sugarcane aphid), 1217 nucleotides. Its product is annotated as protein phosphatase 1 regulatory subunit 7-like. Gene Ontology annotation, molecular function: protein binding. The transcript has 6 exons. NCBI's taxonomy places the organism in Eukaryota, Metazoa, Arthropoda, Insecta, Hemiptera, Aphididae. The coding region runs from base 173 to 1159 and encodes 328 amino acids. The record is from RefSeq and is a predicted model, not a curated record.